AUGGUCGAUAGCGCUGCCGACGCAGAUUUGCCUGAUUGUGAAAGUGACUACUCAGCUAACUUGGUAAAAUCAACAGAAGAAGGUCAAAGAGAGCUCAAACCUUCACGCCAUGUGACCUCAAACAUAAGGCUCAUGAAUGCCACGACCCACACUCUUCGAGAGUUCGUUGGCACCAUGGUGCCUGAGUACGCCAUCCUGUCCCAUACUUGGCUGCCAGAUGGUGAGGUGCUCUUUGAGGAUAUGGCCGACCUGAGGAUUGCGUCUCGAAAGCCCGGUUUUAAGAAGAUCGAGCUCACGUGUAAACAGGCCUUGUGUGAUGGACUUGACUGGGUUUGGGUCGAUACGUGUUGUAUUGAUAAAAAAAGCAGUGCUGAGCUCUCGGAGGCCAUCAACUCGAUGUUUGACUGGUAUCGAUGCAGCACUCUUUGCUAUGCUUACCUCUCCGAUAUUGAGGGCGACGCAGGAAUUUCAGAAAGUCGUUGGUUUACGCGUGGCUGGACUCUACAGGAACUGAUCGCCCCAAAUAACUUGAUGUUCUAUAGCAGGAAGUGGCGAAAACUGGGAUCACGGUAUGACCGUGCCGAGGAGGUUUCAUCUAGGACCAAGAUCGGAGUCGAAUUUUUGAAUAGAGAGGGCCCGGGUAUAAAUCCUGCAGACGUUCGACAAAAUCUCAAAAAGGCCAGUGUUGCUUACAAGAUGUCCUGGGCUUCGGAUCGAACCACCACUCGUAUUGAAGAUAAUGCCUACAGCCUGCUUGGGAUUUUCCAGGUGAACAUGCCUUUGUUGUAUGGUGAAGGGAAUCGAGCUUUUGGCAGACUGCAAGAAGAAAUCAUGAGAAUCUCGGAUGACCAGUCAAUGCUUGCCUGG
Messenger RNA from Pseudovirgaria hyperparasitica, 867 nucleotides. RefSeq names its product HET-domain-containing protein. The transcript has a single exon. NCBI's taxonomy places the organism in Eukaryota, Fungi, Ascomycota, Dothideomycetes, Acrospermales, Acrospermaceae. The annotation marks the transcript as partial. The record is from RefSeq and is a predicted model, not a curated record.